Scomber japonicus (chub mackerel) is the source of this 772-nucleotide messenger RNA. RefSeq lists its product as uncharacterized. The coding region runs from base 1 to 696 and encodes 231 amino acids. The record is from RefSeq and is a predicted model, not a curated record. The transcript has 5 exons. Lineage: Eukaryota; Metazoa; Chordata; Actinopteri; Scombriformes; Scombridae.
AUGCCGCGGAAGGGAAGGCGAUCCCAGGCCCAGAAGCAGCGCUGGAGCACGGUCCAGGACCCUGACCGCCCCCCCUGCACCCUCUCUCCAGUCAACAACGUGGUUGGAGCCACCCUGCCAGCCAGACCGUUCUGGGGUGAGGAUGAAGUGCGUGCGGAGUUUUAUGCACGCCGUGGCACCGGGAGGCGCCACAAAGUGUUGAAAUGGCCAGUUUCCCUCGUCACUGGGCGCAGCCACAAGCUGACCAUCCCGCCUGAGUCUCCUGACAAGAAGUUUGUUCUGAUUGUCGGUGACUCCCAUCUACGCGCUAUUGUAGAUGGCAUUGUCCCGAUGCCAAAGUCCGACACCCUCUGCUUUGGCCUCAUGUCGACUCCGGGAGCCAGUGCGUCUCAGAUCCGUACUGAGGUUCUACACGCCGUAGUUCCUCGUACUCCUGAGGCCGUCUGUGUGCUGGCUCCCAGCAACAACCUGACUGCCAGCAGGACCGUCGAUGAGGCUGCCAUCGACUUCGCCAACCUCCUGCAGUCCGUUGGCAACCGCUGGCCUAAGGUUUUUGUCGUCGACUUCCCUCCCCGCCUGACUUGUGACCUCGACUACCAGGAUCACAUGCGUCAGGCAUAUCGCCGUGUGGCUGCUCGUAUGGGUAUGUGGAAAAAUUUAAGUUUCAUACUAAUUGAGAAAAUAUCUAUUGCAUAAAAAGCAAUUCAUAUAAAGUCACAAUACAGUAUAUCAUGAUGACUCAUGCUUUUGUCCCUCUUUUUCAAGGCGUGAG